Trachymyrmex cornetzi is the source of this 605-nucleotide messenger RNA. It is a transcript of the gene lmgA, whose product is annotated as anaphase promoting complex subunit lemming A. The coding region runs from base 231 to 485 and encodes 84 amino acids. Gene Ontology annotation, molecular function: zinc ion binding; cullin family protein binding; ubiquitin protein ligase activity. The record is from RefSeq and is a predicted model, not a curated record. Gene Ontology annotation, biological process: anaphase-promoting complex-dependent catabolic process. NCBI's taxonomy places the organism in Eukaryota, Metazoa, Arthropoda, Insecta, Hymenoptera, Formicidae. The transcript has 4 exons. Gene Ontology annotation, cellular component: anaphase-promoting complex.
AAUCGCGAUUUGAAAAUCUUAAGAUGGCGCAGCCCUGUUUAUCGCUUUGUGUUUCUCCUCUGUCAGCUGCAGCAGCUGCAGUUAGUUGAUCGUUCUACCACGAUAAACGCAUCUUUUUACCUAAAUGUAUUUUCACCGAAGUCACGUUAUCGGAAAAUAGCGGAGAAUUCACGGAGAAAUUGGCCAAGUCGCAUCGCAUUGCGUUUAUUACUCGAGAGAACAAUCCCGACAUGAAGGUGACGAUAAAGAGUUGGACAGGCGUCGCCACCUGGCGAUGGAUCGCAAACGAUGACAACUGCGGUAUAUGCAGGAUGCCGUUCGACGCCAGCUGUCCAGAUUGCAAGAUCCCUGGAGAUGACUGUCCACUAGUGUGGGGGCAGUGCUCGCAUUGUUUCCAUAUACACUGCAUCAUGAAGUGGCUGCACUCGCAGCAGACCAACCACAUAUGCCCGAUGUGUCGUCAGGAGUGGAAGUUCAAGGAGUAACCGCCGCUUAUCCCGCAGGCCCGCAGGUGUCAGCACGCAGCGAGUGAUCAGUAUUCAAGAAAGGAUUGCGAUGUCUUCCCUGCAAGGAUUACCCCCGUUACCAAGAAGCUUGAGUGGCUU